Messenger RNA from Rotaria socialis, 1737 nucleotides. The record is from the annotation of a GenBank genome assembly. Lineage: Eukaryota; Metazoa; Rotifera; Eurotatoria; Philodinida; Philodinidae.
AUGCGCACGUCAGUUGAUUUCAUUGCGUGGUCUAAUAAUCGUGGAAACUUCAUUGAAAUAUUAAAGUGGUCUGCUACAACUGAUCCAUUAGUUAAUGCAAUUCUUCUUGACAAUGCUAAUAAUGCUUCAUAUCUGUCUCCCUCAAUUCAGAAUGAACUGAUAAAUCUAAUGGCAAACCAAAUACGAAAACAAAUAGCUGAAAAAAUCGGUGGUCAUGUUUUUGCACUUAUGGCAGACGAAGCAAAAGACUGUAGUGGACAUGAACAAUUGAGUAUUGUUUUAAGAUGUAUUUCACAUGAAACAUCGAAAAAUAAUGAUAAAAUUGAUCGUAAUUCAAUGUUCAACGAAUAUCUUUUGGGAUUAGUGAAAUUGAACGAGUUUGAUGCUGAAAGUUUGAGUAUUGAAAUAAUUAAAUACUUGUCAUUUUUUAACAUUGAUAUAAAUAAUUGUAUCGCGAUGUGUUUCGAUGGAGCAUCUGUCAUGAGUGGGAGACACGCAGGUGUUCAAGCUAUUCUACGGCGAAAUUAUAUGACUAGAGCCAUUUAUAUACAUUGCUUCGCGCAUAAGUUAAAUCUUGUAAUUCGUGAUGUGUCUAAAGUUGUCCCAUAUUUGCCAGAGUUCUACUCUAUUGUCUCAAAAAUUUAUAGCUACUUUCAUUCAUCUAGUGUGACUAGUGAAUGUUUUAAAAGCGUUCAACAAAAAUUAAUGAUCGGACAUAACAUUUCUACAUCGCUAAAGCAUUGGUGUGAUACACGUUGGGAUAGUAGAUGGUCCUCAAUCCAUGCAUUAAUUCAGAAUUAUAAAGUUCUCAUAAUUUCUCUGGAAGAAUUAGAAAGUGAAGGUGAUGAAAGGUCAGUAGAUGCACGUAGUUUAUUAAUGGCACUUCGAGUACCAACAUUUAUUAUUACUCUUUUUAUUAUUCACAAGAUAUUUGGUAUUAUUAAAAUACUUUCAGAUCAACUUAAAGCUAAAACCAUUGAUUUUUGUCACGCUCAAUUUUUAAUAAAAUCGGUUAUUGCUAAAAUAGCUGAUCUUCGUGAUGAACAUGCAUUUUCUCUUAUAUAUACAGAUGUUAUAAAUUUUUGUCAACAACAUCAUAUUGAUCUUUCAUCAGCACCAAGACAGAGAAGAAUUAAAAAGGUAUCAUCAAGAUUUAAAGAUGUCUUUAUUACUAGUGCUAUCGGUCAACGCGAUAAUUUGAACAAUGAAGAUAGUUAUCGAACAAACCUUUUUUAUCCAAUAAUUGACGCUGUAUUAAUCGAGCUGAAUGAUCGUUUUUCCAUUCAUAACAUAGAAAUGUUGAUUAGUAUAUCAGCACUUUGUCCUGACAGCGAAAAGUUUUUAGAAAGUGAAUCAUUAAAACCAUUUGCAUUGGAAAUGAAAGCUGAUUUUUGCUCAUUAUGCAAUGAAAUCGAAGUUCUUAAAUCUAUGUUGAAAGAUACAAAUUUGGAAAACAUCGUUGACCUAUAUCACCAAGUAUUACCACUCAAGCAGGCGUUUCCAACAAUCAUGUCUCUUAUUAUCAUUGCUAUGACUAUACCUAUUUCAUCUACUACGUGUGAACGUACGUUUAGCAAAAUGAAAGUAAUAAAAACAACUACACGAAACACAAUGUCAGAUAAAAGAUUAAAUGAUUUAUGUGUUUUGGCAGUGGAGCGUGAUUUUGCAAUUGAUUUUGAACAGCUCAUGAAUGAUUUUGCUGAUUUACAUAAAAAUGGUAGAAUUUUGCUGAAAUAA